Molecule: messenger RNA, 1642 nt
Organism: Nothobranchius furzeri (turquoise killifish)
Lineage: Eukaryota; Metazoa; Chordata; Actinopteri; Cyprinodontiformes; Nothobranchiidae
Gene: qdpra
Product: quinoid dihydropteridine reductase a
Biological process (GO): tetrahydrobiopterin biosynthetic process; L-phenylalanine catabolic process
Cellular component (GO): cytoplasm
Molecular function (GO): NADPH binding; 6,7-dihydropteridine reductase activity; NADH binding
Source: RefSeq, a predicted model, not a curated record
CGCAUUUCCGAGUUGCCAUGAACGCAGCAUUUCGACUUGUUGCUCUUCAGAGUUGCACCUCCUUUUCUCCUCCCUUCUCUUCUCUAUAUAUAUCUCAGCUGCAGCUGUACCACCGAUCCUCAGCUGAGUGAGUGUUACACGCAGGGUAUCAGCAUGGCUUCUAAUCGGGUUAUCGUGUACGGUGGGAAAGGCGCUCUGGGCUCCAAGUGUGUUCAGUAUUUCAAAUCCAAAGGAUGGUGGGUCGCCAGCAUCGAUAUGGCUGCUAAUGAGGAGGCAAACGAAAACGUGAUAGUGAAGUUGUGCGACUCUUUCACCGAGCAGGCUGGGCAGGUGACGGCAGAUGUGGCCCAGUUGCUGGGGGAACAGAAGGUUGAUGCUAUCUUGUGUGUGGCAGGCGGCUGGGCGGGAGGAAACUGUAGUUCCAAAGAUUUCUACAAAAACACAGAUUUGAUGUGGAAACAAAGCGUGUGGACGUCCACCAUCUCCAGCCACCUUGCUGCUCAGCACCUAAAAUCUGGAGGACUGUUGACUUUAUCUGGAGCGAAAGCCGCCCAGUCCGGCACCGGAGGCAUGAUGGGAUAUGGCAUGGCCAAAGCUGCCGUCCACCAGCUGUGUCAGAGUCUGGCAGCCAAAAACAGUGGGAUGCCACCAGAUGCUGCAGCUGUUGCUAUCUUACCCGUUACCUUGGAUACGCCAAUGAACAGGAAGUUCAUGCCUAACGCAGACUUCAGCUCAUGGACACCGCUGGACUACAUUGCACAGAUGUUCUUCGGCUGGGCCACAGGGGAGAACCGGCCAGCUUCAGGAAGCCUGAUGCAGCUCCUAACCUCUGGAGGAGAUACACAGGCUGUGGCCAGUCUGUAAAGAACGGAGCAAAGCUGUGGCAAUGUGGAGGGGGAGUCAGAGAUGGAGGUAGUAGAGGAGGGAGGAAUAGAAACAGAAGGCGUAAUGGGGAAGACAGAAGGUGACAGAAUAAGGAACGUGUACAGGAGAUGGCCAGAUGGGUGUAUUGUGGGGGAAGAGGGGAGUGGGUUUUGUUACAAACACUGCCUCACACCGCCAUCUAGCUGUUGUUUACCACAGCUUUUACCCUGUAACAGGCAAUCUGACUGAGAGGUCUUCUGUAAUGGAAAUAAACUGCUCACCAAAGGACCAUUAAGACACAAAGUUUCAUUCAAUGUUCAGUCUUGUGUAAUUGUGCUGAAUUAGAAGCAUGCCAACAUGUUGGUCAAUCAUUUUAGAGAGGCUGGUGUGAAAACAGGAGAUAAAGAUGACCUAUGUUGGUGAACCCAAAACAUUUGUGAUGUCAGUUAUGGUGGUAUUAAUACACUUUUCUGAAAAACUGAUAAAAUUUAAAAAGAUGUCCUCAUAUGUGUGAAGCCAUUCAUUCUUUCAUUCAACGUGUGCCCAGUAUCAAUUGUAAGAAAUUAUGAUGUGAUCCUUCAUUGUCUCCGAAGAGCCUCAGCCUCUGCAGAACCUCAAGGAACAAAGAAAAUAUGGAGUGGCCUUAAACUUUAGUUUGUAGCCUCCAAGUGUCCUUUGUGCCCAUCAUGUUAAAGAUGGUGCUCUGAUCCUGCUGUGAGUUCUCCUAAAUGUUGUCUUGUUACAGUUGGAAUUCACAAUAAACUGGGUCAAAAAUCAA